Molecule: messenger RNA, 2041 nt
Organism: Scheffersomyces amazonensis
Lineage: Eukaryota; Fungi; Ascomycota; Pichiomycetes; Serinales; Debaryomycetaceae
Gene: VMA2
Product: H(+)-transporting V1 sector ATPase subunit B
Exons: 1
Coding region: 245-1768 (507 amino acids)
Biological process (GO): proton transmembrane transport; vacuolar acidification; ATP metabolic process
Cellular component (GO): proton-transporting V-type ATPase, V1 domain
Molecular function (GO): proton-transporting ATPase activity, rotational mechanism; ATP binding
Source: RefSeq, a predicted model, not a curated record
CGGUUGGCGGUGGUAGUAGUGGUAGUGGUAGUGGUGGUGGGCGUGCGCACCUCAAUGGAAUUGAAUCUAAUAGCGAAAAAAAGUGGAUUGAGCAUGAGCAUCUUAUCGGUGGACGAGAUAUGUCAUAGUAAUUUAAGAAUUAUCAAUUUAUAAAUUUAUUAUCAAUUGAGUAACUUAAGUCUUAAUAAGUUUAGUAUACCAUUAAUAAUUAUAAUUAGAAUUAUAUUAAUAUUAAUAUUUCAUUAUGGUUCUCUCCGAUAAAGAAUUGUUUGAAUUAAACAAAAAGGCAGUUACUGAAGGAUUUAAAAUUAAACCAAGAAUUAAUUAUAAUACAGUAGGAGGAGUUAAUGGACCAUUAGUUAUUUUAGAUAAUGUUAAAUUUCCUCGUUAUAAUGAAAUUGUUAAUUUAACUUUACCAGAUGGUUCAAUUAGACAAGGUCAAGUUUUAGAAGUUAGAGGUACUAAAGCAAUUGUUCAAGUUUUUGAAGGAACUUCAGGAAUUGAUGUUAAAAAGACAAGAGUUGAAUUUACUGGUGAAAAUUUAAAAAUUCCAGUAUCUGAAGAUAUGUUAGGAAGAAUCUUUGAUGGUUCUGGUAGACCAAUUGAUAAAGGUCCAAAAAUUUUUGCUGAAGAUUAUUUAGAUAUUAAUGGUUCACCAAUUAAUCCUUAUGCUCGUAUUUAUCCUGAAGAAAUGAUUUCAACUGGGAUUUCUGCUAUUGAUACUAUGAAUUCAAUUGCAAGAGGUCAAAAAAUUCCAAUUUUUUCAGCUUCUGGUUUACCUCAUAAUGAAAUUGCUGCUCAAAUUUGUAGACAAGCAGGUUUAGUUAGACCAACAAAAGAUGUUCAUGAUGGUCAUGAAGAAAAUUUCUCUAUUGUUUUUGCUGCUAUGGGGGUUAAUUUAGAAACUUCAAGAUUCUUUAAACAAGAUUUCGAAGAAAAUGGUUCAUUAGAAAGAACUACUUUAUUCUUAAAUUUAGCUAAUGAUCCAACCAUUGAAAGAAUUAUUACUCCUCGUUUAGCUUUAACAACAGCAGAAUAUUUAGCUUAUCAAACUGAAAGACAUGUUUUAACUAUUUUAACUGAUAUGUCAUCUUAUGCUGAUGCUUUAAGAGAAGUUUCAGCUGCAAGAGAAGAAGUUCCAGGUAGAAGAGGUUAUCCAGGUUAUAUGUAUACUGAUUUAUCAACUAUUUAUGAAAGAGCUGGUAGAGUUGAAGGUAGAAAUGGUUCAAUUACUCAAAUUCCAAUUUUAACUAUGCCAAAUGAUGAUAUUACUCAUCCAAUUCCUGAUUUAACUGGUUAUAUUACUGAAGGACAAAUUUCUAUUGAUAGACAAUUACAUAAUAGAGGUAUUUAUCCACCAAUUAAUGUUUUACCAUCAUUAUCUCGUUUAAUGAAAUCAGCUAUUGGUGAAGGUAUGACUAGAAAAGAUCAUGGUGAUGUUUCAAAUCAAUUAUAUGCAAAAUAUGCUAUUGGUAGAGAUGCAGCUGCUAUGAAAGCUGUUGUUGGUGAAGAAGCUUUAUCAACUGAAGAUAAAUUAUCAUUAGAAUUCUUGGAAAAAUUCGAAAAGAAUUUUAUCUCUCAAGGUGCUUAUGAAAAUAGAUCUAUUUUUGAAUCAUUAGAUCAAGCUUGGUCAUUAUUAAGAAUUUAUCCAAAGGAAUUAUUAAAUAGAAUAAGUCCAAAGAUUUUGGCUGAAUUUUAUGAAAGAGAAAGAGAACAAGAAGAUGAUGAUGAUGAAGAAGAAGAUAAGAAGGACUUGAUUGAAGCUUAAGUCUCAUAAUUAUUAUAAUAAUUAUUGCAAUAUAAUAAUUAUAAUUCAUUUUGAUCAUCUAUUUAUGCAUAAGACUUUCUUUUCCUAUUUACUUAUUGUUAGCCUUUCCUUUCUAAACUUUCAUUUCAUCGAACAAGUGAUAAAUUAAGCUGGUGAUUAAACAUCUGCUUUACUUAACUAUUAACUCUUAUUGUUUUAUCAAAAGUCACUAUAAAUGACUUCUCAUCUGCUAGCCAUUUUUUUUAUUACUAUUUUUACAUUUAAUAUAUAAAA